Messenger RNA from Ceraceosorus guamensis, 1266 nucleotides. RefSeq lists its product as hypothetical. The transcript has 4 exons. Lineage: Eukaryota; Fungi; Basidiomycota; Exobasidiomycetes; Ceraceosorales; Ceraceosoraceae. The record is from RefSeq and is a predicted model, not a curated record. Bases 1 to 1266 code for a protein of 421 amino acids.
AUGACUGACGCAGGCAAUCCUCCUCCUGACGCUCACUGGGAUGGGGCCGACCUAGGAGCUGCGGAUGAUGGUAGCGAUGGCGAAAAUUGGGACAAAAUCGAUAGACAAGGCAUAUUGUUGCUCUUGUGGAUACAUGGUUUCAAAGGAUCAUCAACCACGACCUUCUGUGACUUUCCGGCACGAGUGGCGCACAUGGUACAGGAGACGCAUCCCAACUUGGCCGUCUGCUCCGAGGUGUAUCCGACCUACGAGACUCGAGGCUCCUUAGCUGCGGCUUCGGAAGCUCUUCUCGAGUGGCUCACUCUUCGCGCUGUCGAGUUGGAAUGCAAGCCUCUAACGGAUGAGAAGACGGGUCAGGAGGUGCCAGCCAACGUAUCGGGCAGAGGCCUUGGUGCGGGCAGUGUCCGCAUCGUCCUCUGCGGUCACAGUAUGGGGGGAUUGGUGGCCGUGGAUGCGGCUCUUAGCGCUGCUUCGUCCGCGCCCCCAGGACCUCAUCGACACGACCGGCUCUGGCCCCGAAUCGUUGGUCUCAUUGCCUUCGACACGCCAUACUACGGUGUUCAUCCGGGAACAUUCAAGAACAGUGCAACAAAAUAUGGAGGGUAUCUGAAGCAAGCACACUCGAUUGGCACCCAACUAGCGCCCUUGGGAGCCGGUCUUGGGCUUUGGGGAGCUUCAAAGGCAGCAGCCAAUCCUGCCCCUGCAAAUGCUCAUAGGAUCGCAAAUGGUGCAUCGCCCUCGUCUGCUUCUUCGCAGUCGACAGGCUCGAAGCAGGAGCAGAAGAAGAGCAGCUCUUGGAGCAGUGCGCUCAUGAUUGGCGGUGCUGCUAUGACCGUGCUCGCCGGGGCCGCAGGGGGUGCUUACUUCGGCGGAGGCUUUGAAUGGCUGAACGAUCACUUCUUGUUCGUCAGCAAUCUCUGGGAUGAUCAGGGCCUAAAGUCAAGACUCGAGCGUCUCGUCGAUCAGCCACAAAUCUUCUUCCAUGCGCUCUACAAUCGUCUGCCUCCGCAGCCAGCCUCGUCGGACAGGCGCACCUUCAUCGUUCUCCCACCUGGCAGUUCGCCGGUCGGAGAGAGCUUCGAGCCCAUCGAAUGUCCAGGCGAUAUCGAUGAGGUGGGGGCACACAUGGCAAUGUUCGACUCACGGUCGAAGACAUACUUCAACAUGGGACUGCGUGCUGCUGCUCUGGUCGCGCAGUGCAUUGACAAUGAGACGGCUGAAACGACACCUGAGGCAACAGUCAAGCAGGAAUCGUCCGCUCCAUAG